CGUUCGUUUCUUCGGCAUAAUAUUUUCAAUAAAAUAAUAUACUAACAACUUAUGAAAUUAAUCGUUGAAGUGAUUGGAAAUUUUUCUAUUUACAAACUUUAUUAGAAGCCUGGUCGGUAUAACUCUUUUUUUUAUCUCCAACAAAAGUUCGGAAAUAAAUAAGUAAAUAAAAUCAUUGACUUGGUAGAAGACAACAUGUGGUUAUAAGUUGGCUGUAUACUUUUAACAUCAAGGUGGUCAGUCUUUAUUUCGUAAGAAAUGAAUUCAAUAAAAGUAUUUGCCUUCUGCUUAUUUGCAAUUGGAUUUUGGUAUGUGACGGAAGCACAUAGCGAUUUUAACAAUGCUUAUAAAGAUUACUCGCUGAACUUAGAUAACUAUGAAAUUGAAAACCUAAUCAGACCUAUAAUGAGUGAUGAUGAAAGUGAUGAAGAUAAUGAAGAAGACGAAGAAGAUGAAAAUGAUGGUGACAAUUACGACAACUACGAUGACGAAAAUGCUGACAAAAGGGACAUUAUUAAAGGCCCAAGUUAUGUGCCGAAUAUUGAUGAUGAUUCUGCCGAAAAUUAUCUUGAACAAGAAAAUUAUGAAACUGAUUUUUCCAGAAAAAGAAAGACUAUCCCAAAGAAGUCCACAUUGUCGUCAAGUGAUGAUCUGAUGAAUAAAGAUAAACCAGUUGCAAAUGAGAAUGACGUAGCUGACACAAACAUUGCUAAAGAAACAUCAGAAGCAUCUUCUUCUUCUGUCCCGGAAGUUGGCAAAGCGACAGUCACUACUAAAAAAAGUAAAGGUAAAAUCAACGUUAUGGUGAACGUCAAUAUUAACGAACGUCCUGCAAGAAGGUCAAAGGUAAAUCACGCCGUUGAAUUUCCUCGCUCAACUUACAAGAAGGAGUUGGAUAGCAGCAAGGGAAUCAUGCAACAAUAUGGUGCACUGCAAAAAUUGAGGGAAGAUUCCGAAAAUUCUGAAACAAGUGGGAGUGGUUCUUCCGACGAUAACCAGCAAAAUUUUAAGCCGGUGGAAAAUAACACAACGCUUAAUUUGUUUGCAGGAAUUGCUUUUCCGAAACAUGACCAUAUCCAAAUUGUCAAUGUUGUCAAUGGAAGUGAUACUGAUACUGAUGACAAUGAUGAUUCGGAUGAUUCAGAUGAUUCAGAUGAUAACAAUGCCUCUGGAUCUGGCGAAUCACAAGGAGAUGAUGUAUCUACAAAAGCCGAGAAGUAUAAAGCGCAUUCGAUGAAGCCACAAACAGCUUCUGUUCAGAAAGCACCAGGUGUCGUUGUGAAGAGACCCGUGAGACCAUUAACACAAAAGAUGAAUUUUCAUAAGAAAUACCACCCAACACACGCGUACGAGGAAGCUGCAGAAGCAGAAAAGGGUGAAACACCUGAUACAGUAUUUGCAAGUAAGAUUGCUGCAGAUAAAGAAGAAAAAGAUAAUGAAAUGGAGCACAAUGACGAACACGCUGAAAACGUAGAUUUAGUGAAACACAAACAAGAAAAAGAAUUAUCAAAAGCAGUUGAAGAUGAAGUAUCGACGGACCAAAAGUCAAAAAGCACCGGAGUUUCAAAGACUUUAGAUUCUGAAACGGAAGAAUUAGCACAUUCUGUUACGUCUGAAAAAUUAAAAACAACAAAAGUUGAUGCAGAAGAUGUAAGUAUUGAACAGCUGAAAGAAAAAGAUGAGAAGCCUAAAGACAUACCAAAGGAUAGCGCAAUGGAAGAAAAAACACCUGAAGUUCCAUUAGAAAAAGUUUCUGCAAUUGAAAAAGAUGAAGAUAAAGUUGCUUCCUCAAAAGCAACAAAAGAUGUUAGCACAGGAGAAGAAAAGGUAGCUGCUAUGAAAACACCAUCGUCUGAAAAAGAAGAUGGACAGAAUGAUGAAAUUUUGUUCACUAAAAAGGAAAGGGAACACAAAUUUGCAGAUAAUGAUGGUAAAGAAAACAUUGGCAAAAAUAACCAAGACGAUAAAUAUGAAACUUUAGAGGAAGUACGUGAAAAAUUCAAAACCUGGGAAAACAGAAUUGAAAAGGAUAACGAUUCUUUGUCUGAAACAGUUGGUGAAAAGGAGAAGAAGAUUGAUGUAAAAUCUGACAAGAAAUCUGAAAAUGUUAACAAGGAAUCUUUAGAAAAACAUACUACGUCAGGAAAAUCUAAAAAUGGAACUGUUCCAGAAGAAAAAGCAAAAACAUGGAAAGAAGAAGAAAAGUUACUGCUUGAAAAAUUGAAAAAUCCUUUCCUUCACGAAAGUUUAAAAUUUAAGAAUGAUGAAGAAGAUCAAGAAGAAGAAAGUCAAAAAGAACAACAAGUUGAAAAGGUUGCUGCAGAUAUAACCAAGAGUGCAAAUGCUGAGUUUACUUCAGUCGUUGAUAAAGUAACGUCUUCUGUUGAAAAGACAGAGAAGCAAAAAAAGCAGGAGAAAGACACGAAAGAGUUACAAGAAAGUGCUGAUAAAGCUUUUUCUUCUGUUGUGAACAAAGUCACAUCAGGUCAAGAAAUGUCAGUGCCAGAAGUACAAAUUGGAGGUAAAGACAAAGUGCAAUCUCCAAAGAUUAAAAAUGUUCAGUUCAAUGAAAUGAAUAAUAACACAUCUCAUGGCAAUAAAAACCUAAUGCAACUUCAAAAAUUUAAGGAACAAAUUUUAAGCGAAGUAUCAAAAAUUGAUAAUUUACAGGGAGAAUAUGGAAAAGAUGGCCGAAGUGCAACUGAAUUGAAAGAAGCGAAAGAUGUCCUUGAAAAAGACCUUAAAGUUGUGAAAGAUUUAGAAAAUAACUUAAAGAAAAAAGCAUUUCACAAAAGUGGUACUAAAUCACACAACAAAGGCAAAAGUAAACAUCAAAAGCACAUCAAAACAAAUAAACACAGCGUUGCAGCAACAUUUACAAAACCGGUCGACCCUGCAAAAGAUCAAGAAAUAAUUCCUGAUGCCAAAUUAGGUUUUGAUGAAAAUCCACAACAGAAAAAGCAUAAAAGUAAGCUGGAUAAGAUGAAAAAAGCAUUGAAUUCGUAUGAAUAUUCCUAUUAUGUCAGUAAGAAAGAAAGCGACAAAAAUAAAAAGAGUCAUCCCUUGGAAGAAAUUACAACUUUGUUAAAAGCAGAAAUACAAAGACUGAAGAAAAAAGGAAACAAGCCCGACAAGCAACUCAACCUAAUUCGUGGUCUCGUCCAGCAAAAGAUAAAAGCAGUCAUUGCUAAUGGUGAUUUAGACAAGGCAGCUUUCCACAGCUUGGGACCAGAAAUUAAAGAGUUAGGCAAGCUGUUGAAAUCUAGAAUCAACAAAGAAAAGAAACGCAAAAAGUGGCAUAAGAAGAAGACCAAAAAGAUAAAAGGUGGUCAUAUGAGUAGCAAGAACAUUGAUAUGAUGAAACAACCUGUCAGAAAUCCUUUGGAUUCGUUUGAAAAAGGAAACAAAAUGCUUAGUCCUGGCCCACAAAGUGGAAUCGACAAACAAAUCAACAAAAUGCAAAGUGAAUUGUCCAAAGUAAAUAAAUCACCACCUUCCAAUUCCAACCAAAACCAACAGCAAUCUUCUCCAAAUAAUUUACAGCAAGCCACACAACAUUUAUCAAAUGCGCAAACAGCUUUUCAAAAUAUCGAAAGCAGAAAUGUAUCGUUGGAUCCAAAACAAAGCAGCAACAUUAAAACACUUCUUACGACACUAAAUAAAAAUCUUGGUGAAAUCUACAACAAAGCGCAAGGUGUCCAACAACAGAACCAACCACCACAGCAGCAGCUGCAACAGCAACAACCACAACAAUAUGGAACUCCAAAUGCAACUACCUAUCCAUCGAUGCAAACUGGUGUUGAUCCAAAUGCGCAACUUCAAGAUAUUUAUAUUCCAGCAACCUACACUAAUACUGCAGCUCAGACACAAAACUAUAAUCACUUAUUGCCACAAGACGCUUCUCAUCAGACAGCAGAAGGCAAACAUGAUACUCCUACUCCAGCUGAAGAUGUUGACAUCGAAGAGAGCAAAGGAAAAGCUCUUGCUGAUGAUGAACCCGUUGACACUUUAGUUGAAGAACUGGAACGCGAUAUUACUGAUGUUUGGUCAUACAGAGAUAUCUUCCCUGAUGCGGAUUCCUUGGGACUGGAUAACGAGAAGGUUCACAAUACAUAUGCGAAUCUUGGUUCCCUAUCCGGAUUAAACUUGCGUCGUGCGUUGAACAGAGCUUUACGUGGGGAAGACGUCGGACUUGCUGUUGUUGGUGGUUCCAUUUCUAAAGGAGGACCCUUCAGUGAAAAAGGGCUUGAUUUUGUGUUACGAUCCUACUUCUAUGCUAUUGAAGAUUACUGGAAUAAAAUUAUUCGUCCUGUUACUGGUUCAUCUAUGAUCAUCCGAGAUGUAUCCAUUGGAGGAAUUGCGACAGACUAUUACUCCUACUGUCUCCAAAAUCAUUUACCAGAUGAUAAACUGACAAAUAUUGUCCUUUGGGAAUUAUCAGCGAACGAUUUGAGGCGAUAUGAGGGAGAUUCCAAGCCAAAACCACAACCUUUGGAGCAAUUCACAAGAAAUGUGUUGUCCUACAAAGCCAAACCAGCAUUGAUAUACAUAAACUUCUUUGCUUUGUUUGACUGGGAACCUGAUCUUGCCGCCAAUUGUCGAAAUUAUGAGGACGAAGGUGAGGACGAGGUAGCGAAAUAUUACAAGAUAACAUCAUUAAGUUGGCGUAACAUGGCAUGCCCUCUACUCAAGGCCGGUAACCAGCCGUUGUUUACGAAAAGUAAUCUUUUUGCUGAAGAUAAUUUUCACCCAAGUAUACUUGCGCAUGCGCAGAUGUCUUAUAUCACUAUUGAUUAUAUUCGAACGGAGUUUUUAAAGAAUCUUGUUAAAAUGAGGCGCACGUUCAUCGCUGAUGCAGUGGCGAGGUUACAAAUCCCAAAAUCCAUCUACAUACCUCGUUCGAUGUACGCACAGACAUACUCGUGGAAACCUCUCUGUUUCACAUACAUGCUUGUUGACAAUCGCUCACCGAACAACACUCUUGAGGUUGACGAAGAGGUAAACGGCAACUUUCGUUACACAGUUGUGCGAGAAUUCAAAAUUCGUUCCGACAAAAUUGUUGGCAUGGAAACGCAAAAUAAAGAUCAGUUUAUCCGGUUCCGUGCAAAUGUACCUAAACAUGCAGGUGGAGGCAUCGAGCCAUAUCGAAGAAUGGGAAUUAUGACUUUCACAGAUGAUCGAUAUGCUCAGGUGCAAUUUGACAGUGAAAAACCUUUAGAUAUAAAUUCGAAGAAAAAAUUCUUAGAAGGGACAGUAAUAAAAACAAUAGCAGAGAAUGUUAAACCCGGUGAACAUACGAUUACGGUCAGAUCUGGAAGUAACGGUUUCCUUAUAUGUGCUUUGGUGCUUGGUUAGACAAACGGUACACGACAAUCGGUGUGAUUAAUUGAAUCUAAAAAUCCUGUCAGGAGGAGUUUGGGUCGAGUUCGGUAGAGAGACGCUUAUCCCACCACCCCAUGGGGCUAAGCGCAGAUUUGUUAUGAAAUGAAUACGUAAACAACGUUAUUGAACCAAUUUUAGGUUCGAACAAUAAUUAUUUUAAUUCAAAUUUUUUUAUGUAUAUAGAAAUGACAAGCCAAACUUGGUGCGAAAGAAGUUUUUUAUCCAGAGACCUGAUUUAUUGGUCUCUCUUUUGAAACACAUUUGAACAAACAACUACCAUCAAUUUCUCUUCUCUUCACAAAGAUAUUUUCGAGUUUUUGUUUUAUUUUAAUUCAAAAAAGCUAAUCGAAUAAAUUCCCUUCGUUUUGUGCUUCCAAAUAUAUUUUACUAAGACGCAUAUAAUAUUUUGUACAAAUAACGCAUAUAUAAAUAUAUAUUGACUUAUAUAAUAUCAAAUGUCAUUAACAUUCUUUAUUUGAUCACUCGAGCUGUAGCGAUUAAGCUGUGAACAAGCGUAUAAGCGUACUACAUAAAAUUGUAUUGUUAAAUUGUAUACAUAAAAUUGCGUAGCAAUCGCUUGAUUUUUGACACCACAAAUCUGUAACAACCAAACAGAAUAAAUGUAUGCAAAAAAAUAAUUGUUCUGUAGAGUGAUUAUUAAGAUAACAAAAACAUGAUAAACUUUUGCUCCCCCUUUCGCUACUUCGUUCCGUUUUGCGCUACUUUGCUCCGUUUUUCGCUACCUCGUUAUGACAAAUCUGAUAACAGCUUAUUCCUUCCGAUUGCUAGUGUUCAGAAACUAAGAUUCGCUUAUUUGACAACACAUCGAGAAAAUGUCCAAAACGUGUCAUGUGCAGGUAUUUGUAAAGAAAUAUAUUUUGUCUGUCUGUCAACCAAAACUGGGUAAUGCUACCCCCGCACGAAUAGUUACAAAUAGCAAAUGCGAUAUAGUCUUAUCGACUUUGGUAUGACGGGCGAAUUUCCGUGAAUUUCCCACGUCCUAACGAAUAGAACGAACAGUCUCUUUAUUACUACUCAUAUUAUGUGUUCAAAAUGGUUGCGCGCAGCUUUAUAUGCAGAAUCCCCGUUAUUUUACCGGCUUUGUUUUGACGGCUCACGCAUAAAAGGCCAAACACGAAACUUGAUUUUUUGCUAAUAAUCAAUCCCAUUCAAGAUCUUUAGCCAAUAAGUGCUUUUUAAUCUAGACAUUUUUGUUUCUUUUUGUGUUAUUUUUACCAAUCUGAUUUUUACGAAGCUGUAGCUUGGGUGGUGGUAACUAGUUGUUAGCUGACUCUGGCUAAAUACAGUUGGGUGCAAUAAAAUUUCCAAAUAAUCGUUCUUAUGCUAAAUGCAGUUAGUUAGCUCCACCUUUUGUGUAAUAUAAACAUUGGCGAAAGUGUAAAGUUGAUUGAUUAGCCUAUGGUGCAUAGGGUUUAUUUUUUAAUCGCAAUAAAUUUUAUGGCGACAUGUUUUCGCGUGGCACGGAUGUUCAACAUGAAUUACCUGUACUAAGCGCUCAUCCUAGGUUACGAUUAGUUUUUCAACCUUCACAGGAGACUCCUUUUACUAUGAUGAACCUGUUUUUAUUUCAGUUAAAGUUUCAAGAAACUUUUUUUCUUUAAAAAUAUAUUACAUGGGAUCUUAUUCCGCAAAAUAAAAAAAUAUCGACCGUCUGUU
Molecule: messenger RNA, 7059 nt
Organism: Hydractinia symbiolongicarpus
Lineage: Eukaryota; Metazoa; Cnidaria; Hydrozoa; Anthoathecata; Hydractiniidae
Product: repetitive organellar protein-like
Exons: 5
Coding region: 259-5355 (1698 amino acids)
Source: RefSeq, a predicted model, not a curated record